Dioscorea cayenensis subsp. rotundata (Guinea yam) is the source of this 651-nucleotide messenger RNA. RefSeq names its product transcription repressor OFP13-like. Bases 1 to 651 code for a protein of 216 amino acids. The record is from RefSeq and is a predicted model, not a curated record. The transcript has a single exon. Lineage: Eukaryota; Viridiplantae; Streptophyta; Magnoliopsida; Dioscoreales; Dioscoreaceae. Gene Ontology annotation, biological process: negative regulation of DNA-templated transcription.
AUGGUGAGGAAGCUUAGCUUCACUUCCCUUUUCUACAGCACAAACAUCCCAUGGACUUCAUGCAAGCAAGCAAGAACCAAGUCCUUCAGAGCAGCAGGAGAAAGCUGCAAUGGAGAUAUUAAUGUGAGCAAGAUGAGGGAUUUGGAAUGCUCAGAAUCCAUCGACUCUUUUUUCACAAAUACAUCGGAAGAGUUGGAAAGCUUUUCGACAGUGUCGGAGGGAUCGGAGAUGGAGAUGGUGUUGCGAGGGUUGAGGUCAGAGAGGAGGCUCUUUUUUGAGCCAAGAUGGGCAUCCUCCAUUAUGGAAGAUGUUAGAGUCAAUGCUACUGAUACACCAUUUGAAGGAAGCAUUGCAAUGACCUUAGAGUCAGAGGACCCUUACAAUGAUUUUAGGACUUCAAUGGAGGAGAUGGUAGUGGCCUAUGGAGUGGGAGAGCUUGAGGAUCUUCUAGGGUGGUACUUGAAGGUCAAUGGGAAGGAGACCCAUGGGUUUAUACUUGGGGCUUUCAUUGACUUAGCUCUUAUGCUUUCUUCUCCUUUGUCUUGUUAUUGUCCUUGUUCUUUUACUUCUUCUUGUUCUUCAACUUCAUCUUUUGAGAUUGUGAAGUUGGAGGAGGAGGAAGAGGGAGACACAAGCACUGGAUCAUAUUAG